AUGUAUGCCCGAAGGGGUGGACGGGUUGGUGCCUACGGCCAAUGUGGCCAGAGACAUGGCGAGGACAUUCCCGCGCUGCGUGUCGGGUUGAUGGUGGGGAUUGGUGGUGGCAUUCCCAACCUCGCCAAGGGUAUCGACAUUCGCUUGGGGGACAUUGUGACCCUUGCUCAACUCCAGGCACGACACGGCAUGCGUGCCAGUAAGGUAUCAGAUUAUAUCAACGACUGCAAAGCCCCCCACAACAAGCGCAAGCCACGUAAGAAUCGCAUACCGGUAACCCAUUAUGGGGUCAUCGCAUCGGGAAACCAGGUGGUGAAGGAUGCAACCGUGCGAGACCGACUGCGGGAUGAAUUUGGUGCCUUAUGUGUGGAGGUGGAGGCGGCCGGACUAGUGAACGAUUUUCCGUGUCUGGUCAUCCGGGGUAUCUGUGACUAUGCAGACGCUCACAAGAAUGAGGGAUGGCACGCAUAUGCAGCGAUGACAGCGGCAUCAUACGCCAAAGAAUUCCUUCAAUACAUCUCACCGACGCAAAUGAAGAUGGAAAGGCCCCUCCAAGACAUAGUGGGUAAGUACAACCUAUCAGUUAGGAUAAUGAUGCAGUUCUGU
Exophiala aquamarina CBS 119918 is the source of this 606-nucleotide messenger RNA. RefSeq lists its product as uncharacterized. The annotation marks the transcript as partial. Gene Ontology annotation, molecular function: catalytic activity. Gene Ontology annotation, biological process: nucleoside metabolic process. The record is from RefSeq and is a predicted model, not a curated record. Lineage: Eukaryota; Fungi; Ascomycota; Eurotiomycetes; Chaetothyriales; Herpotrichiellaceae. The transcript has 2 exons.